AUGGAAGAAAUUGUCAAAGAAACACGACAAAACAAAGAGAGAUCUGGGGAAAUUCCAAGUCAAGCAGAGGAGCUAAAGGACUACCCUUCAAUGUUAUCUAGACAGAAUUUGCACCAAGAAGAAGAGGAAGAAGACUCUCUGUCAAUUAUUGGAGACGAGUGGAUAAAGAUUGGAGAUGAGUAUUUCAAAAACCCUGUAUCAACAACACCACCACCAGACUUACGAGACAUCAAGGAAUUUGCAACAGAUCCAUUGUUUCAGUCGGGACAGAAUGAUAAUCGGGGCAAAAGAAAGGUUGAAGAGGCUGCAACCACCAAUUUUGUUCCAGGCUCGUUGACUGCAACAAGGUAUCGUGUUCUUGAUGUGGAAGAGAAGUAUGUGAAGCUGGAUGAUCUGUUUUCCUCUGGUAGAUAG
This is a messenger RNA of Prunus armeniaca (apricot), 414 nucleotides long. The record is from the annotation of a GenBank genome assembly. Lineage: Eukaryota; Viridiplantae; Streptophyta; Magnoliopsida; Rosales; Rosaceae.